AUGCUCCGAAACGCCGUGCGACUCAUGAACCGGGCCCAGCGACCCGCCGUUCGACUCGCUCUCACGCGACAAUUCACACAGCCGGCUCUGCGGCCCCAGAUCGCCGCCGGCAAGCUCCCCAGCCUCCACAGAACCAUGUUCAUCCAGACGGCCUCCACCCCCAACGAGGACGCCCUCAAGUUCCUGCCCUCGGUCCAGAUUCUCCCCGAGGGCCACACCGUCGAGUUUACCAGCGGCCGAGAGGCCCACUCGUCCCCACUGGCCAAGAAGCUGUUUGGUGUAGACGGCGUCCGAUCGGUCAUGUUCGGAUCCGACUUCAUCACCGUCGAAAAGGCCCAGGACACCCACUGGAACACCCUCAAGCCCGAGGUCUUCUCCAUUCUCACCGAACACAUCACUGCCGGCGCCCCCAUUGUCAUGGAGGGCACCACCGCCGCCGAGGAUACGGCUCCCUGUGACGACGACUCCGAGGUUGUGUCUAUGAUCAAGGAGCUCAUCGAAACCCGAAUCCGACCGGCCAUCCAGGAAGAUGGUGGCGACAUUGCAUUCCGAGGCUUUGACGAGGACACCGGCGUCGUGCACCUCAAGCUGCUGGGCGCCUGCCGAUCUUGUGACUCUUCAGCCGUCACCCUCAAGAACGGUAUCGAGAGCAUGCUCAUGCACUACGUCGAGGAGGUGACUGGUGUCGAGCAGUUCCUCGAUCCCGAGGAGAAGGUUUCUCUCGAGGAGUUUGAGAAGCUCGAGAAGCGACUGGCUGAGGAGAAGGGCGAGGAGGUGCCUCCCUCCCUCUAA
Yarrowia lipolytica CLIB122 is the source of this 792-nucleotide messenger RNA. RefSeq lists its product as uncharacterized. Gene Ontology annotation, molecular function: 4 iron, 4 sulfur cluster binding; iron ion binding. Gene Ontology annotation, cellular component: mitochondrion. Gene Ontology annotation, biological process: iron-sulfur cluster assembly. The record is from RefSeq and is a predicted model, not a curated record. NCBI's taxonomy places the organism in Eukaryota, Fungi, Ascomycota, Dipodascomycetes, Dipodascales.